AUGGACGUCACAAAAUUCCUUUCCGUGGUUUUCCUUUUUGCUGCUACCGUAAAUUCUAGAGAAUAUUUCGAAGAUGACGAUACUUACGACAGCUACAACGACGAAAACUAUCCUGAAGAUUUUGGUGACAAUAUAGAUUUAGAUGCUGCUGCUCCUCCUCCAGAUAACUUUGGCAUGUGCAAUAGAGUAAAUCUUCCAUGUGAUCACUGCAGUUCCUGUCGUACAGGUGGAUGGUGCAUCAAAAAUCCAGGAAACAAACCAAAAUGUCUAUGUAACUAUGGUUGGACUGGACCAAAAGCUGAAUGGGUACCAAACACUAACGAUCCGGCCUGGGGAAUCAAUCGUAUCAGAGCUGAGAAUUGUUUGAAACCAUGUCACUACACACAUCAUGUCAGAAAUAAAACUUGUGUUGCAAGAACAGGAAACAUAGGCACCCAAUGCCACCCGCACUGUGGUAAAUACCAAGGGAAGUGCAAUACAGCAACAGGUCGGUGUGAGUGCUGUCGUGGAUGGACUGGACCUCAUGGUGUUUACGAUUACACACAGGGAAGAUAUCUUGCUGAUUUCUGCAAUAAGGAGUGUCCUUUCUUAGGAGUUAGAAUUCCAAAUCCAACUUGCAAGAAAAAUCCUAAUGAUAAUGUACCGGCAUGCAAUCCCAAAUGCGUUAAAACUGAUGGCAAAUGUUUGAAAAACGGUCGAUGUCUGUGUUGCCUGGGAUGGACUGGUCCCCAUGCGCAGUUUAUUCACUCAGGACACUAUAAAGGAAAGAUUGUUGCAGAUUAUUGUAAUGUGUAUUGUCCAUACACUUUGCACAGACAUAACAGCUUGUGCGUUGUACCCGAUUACAUCCACAGAAAAACAACUGGAAGUGGUGUUAAAAUAACAAAUCAGCAGGAAGCAUCAGCGAAUUCUCAACAGCCAGUAGGCUGUGAAAGUACUGUUUUCUUAGAUGCGAAAAAAACUAUGUCGCUACUAAUUGAUAUAACAGAAUUUUAUGUAUGUUGUGAAACGAAAAUGCUGCUCUGUUUUAUCCUAGUUAUUCGGAUAUUAAUCUUGACUUUAAACUGCGAAGUACAUUUUACUCAACAUGUAUACAAUGUUUAUGAAAGCUUGUUUUAUUAUUUUAUAUUACACUCGCUGUCUGUCUGUGAACCAAACAUGCUACAAUCCUGGUCAAAAUACAUUGGCAGUAAGCUACAAAAAGUGCAGUAUAAUCCUUUCCUACCCCCUCUCCCCCAUUAUCAAUGUUUGGAAACACUCGCGAUACGUCUCUACAUAAACUUUACAUUUGAUAUUACCACAAUAUUUAGAAAACGUUCAUACUUAGUAUUUAAAAAAUCAAACCCCAAGUCAACGACACAAUACAAUUCAACAUUUGCUAACAUCGGCAAAUGCCCCAUUGUGGAAAAAACGAUUGACAAAUUAAAGAACAAAGAAUUGUUGCCUUCAUUGAAAUUGACAAUAUACUUAAAAAUAAAAAUUCUCAAAAAAAAUGGACAAGGAAGUUUGCAGACGAUAUUUCUUUGGGAAUUUAUGAAAAGCAUUAUUUACACAAUGGAAGUCACUAAAGUCUUUUUUAUGCUCUGUUUUCUCGCUCUUGCAGUAAAUUGUAGAGAAUUCUUCGAGGAUGACGACUACAAAGAAGAAGAAUACGACAACGACAAAAAUCCGGAUUUUAGUGACGAAGAUUUUACUGAAGAUUUAGAUGAAGAUGACGAGGAUGCUGCUGCUCCUCCUCCAGAUAACUUUGGCAUGUGCAAUAGAGUAAAUCUUCCAUGUGAUCACUGUAGUUCUUGUCGUACAGGUGGAUGGUGCAUCAAAAAUCCAGGAAACAAACCAAAAUGUCUAUGUAACUAUGGUUGGACUGGACCAAAAGCUGAAUGGGUACCAAACACUAACGAUCCAGCCUGGGGAAUCAAUCGAAUCAGAGCUGAGAAUUGUUUGAAACCAUGUCACUACACACAUCAUGUCAGAAAUAAAACUUGCGUUGCAAAAACAGGAAACUUAGACAUCCAAUGCCACCCGGACUGUGGUAAAUACCAAGGGAAGUGCAAUAAAGCAACAGGUCGGUGUGAGUGCUGUCGUGGAUGGACUGGACCUCAUGGUGUUUAUGAUCACACACAUGGAAGAUAUGUUGCUGAUUUCUGCAAUAAAGAAUGUCCUUUCUUAGGAGUUGGAAUUCCAAAUCCAACUUGCAAAAAAAAUCAUAAUGAUCAUGUGCCUACAUGCAAUCCAAAAUGCGUUAAAAGCGACGGAAAAUGUUUAAAAGAUGGUCGAUGUUUAUGUUGCCUGGGAUGGACUGGUCCCCAUGCCCAAUUCGUCCAUUCUGGACAUAGUAAAGGAAAGAUCGUUGCAGAUUAUUGUGAUGUAUACUGUCCGUAUACCCUGCACAGACAUAACAAGUUGUGCGUAGUACCUGAUUACAUCACCAGACGAAGAGCUGCUGGUCAUAUGAUCUACGUGACUUUGGGAUUUUUAUCGUUUUUAAGUUAUCAAGACAGCGGUGCGAAUCGUCGCACAAGACAGUGGAAAAUUUCUACUUCAAAAACAGAGCAAUCCUUCGGAAAUAAUUGUCAAUUGUUAAUCGCAAAUUGCAUUCUGCGCAACAUUACCUUUAUAACUUACGUGACUAAUUUUUUUUACAUGACUGAAAAGAUAUUGAAUUACAAUAUUGAUGAUUUACCUGAACGAAACAUUUGCGUCGAUAAAAAGCGUACGAAAUUUGUUAAAAUUAUCGAGACAGGUGUCGCUCUGAUAAAACAAACAAACAAAAAUACCAUUGGGAGAAGAUUGUACAAUAAUUUGUUUUCUAUAUCCAUUAAGUAUGCCGAAACAAGAAAAAAGUCCUAUUGGAAAACGGAAAUGUGUACAUGCAGUUUCCUGUCAAGCUUCACAUUAGGGCCUAAAAGAACAUGUCAAACUAUUAAAGAGUUCAUACAUCAUUCAUUUCACGACAUUAUGGAUAUCACAAAAGUGCUUACUUUGGUUUUCGUGCUAGCAGUUGUAGUGAACUGUAGACGACACUUCAGAGAGAAUUAUGAAAGAGAAGAUGAAAUGCAAGAUUUUGAUGAAGAGGACGAACUUCCUGAAGACUACGAAGAAGAUGAACUAGAAAAUGAAGUUGAGGAUCCAUCGCAUCAAGCAGGAAGUUCGAACCCGAACCUGGAAAUGUGUGACAAUGUAAACUUACCAUGUCAGCAUUGUGAUUCCUGUUUUCCUGGUGGAUGGUGCAUCAAACAUCCGGGUAACCAACCUAAAUGUUUGUGUAACUAUGGUUGGACAGGACCAAGAGCCAAGUGGGUUCCCAACACGAAUGAUCCAGCUUGGGGAAGAAAUCGAAUCAGAGCUGAGAAUUGUUUGAAACCAUGUCACUACACACAUCAUGUCAGAAAUAAGACAUGUGUUGCUCCUACCGGAGAUAACCAAGGUGGUUGCGACCCUAAAUGUGGUAAAUAUCAAGGACAGUGUGUCAAUGGUAAAUGUCAAUGUUGUCGAGGUUGGUCAGGACCUAACGGAGUUUAUGACACUGCUACAGGCAAAUAUAGUGCAGAUUAUUGCAACAAAGAAUGUCCAUUUUUAGGUGCUGGAAUACCUAACCCAACAUGCAAGAAAGCGAAUGAUGAUGUACCUGCAUGCAAUCCAAAAUGCGUUAAAAGUGACGGUAAAUGUUUGACAAACGGUCGGUGUCUAUGUUGUUUGGGUUGGACUGGACCUCACGCUGAAUAUGUACUUUCUGGACACUAUAAAGGAAAGAUUGUUGCAGAUUAUUGCGAUGUAUACUGUCCAUACACUUCACAUACCCACCACAAAUUAUGUGUCAAUCCAGACUACGUUGUCAGAAGAAGAGAAGCUGGUCACAGAAUCUACGUUUAAAGAAGAUGACGACCUCGAAGAUAAUUAUUGAUAUUUCAAGUUGUAAUUUUGUGUAUUUGCAUUGAAUCAAUGUAUGCUGACAUAUUAAAAUUAUUAAAUGUCUGUUA
Molecule: messenger RNA, 3980 nt
Organism: Hydractinia symbiolongicarpus
Lineage: Eukaryota; Metazoa; Cnidaria; Hydrozoa; Anthoathecata; Hydractiniidae
Exons: 21
Coding region: 1-3873 (1290 amino acids)
Biological process (GO): anatomical structure development
Cellular component (GO): extracellular region; cell surface
Molecular function (GO): signaling receptor binding
Source: RefSeq, a predicted model, not a curated record